Molecule: messenger RNA, 4273 nt
Organism: Scomber scombrus (Atlantic mackerel)
Lineage: Eukaryota; Metazoa; Chordata; Actinopteri; Scombriformes; Scombridae
Gene: ensab
Product: endosulfine alpha b
Exons: 3
Coding region: 125-475 (116 amino acids)
Cellular component (GO): cytoplasm
Molecular function (GO): protein phosphatase inhibitor activity
Source: RefSeq, a predicted model, not a curated record
GGAAGGAUUAGACUCAGCACAGGUACAUUAGUCGGUGCCUUUGUAUACAUAUAUAUAUACAUUAAUCUGUCUGAGCUCUCUGGGGCCAACAGGGGCACCCGUCUGUGCAUCACACUCACACACAAUGUCGUCAGAAAACCUGGACUCGGACACUCAGGUGGACUACGAGGACGAAAAGCAGGACUCCCAGGAGAAGAAUGCAAACCCGGUGAAGGCAGAGGAGGCCAAGCUGAAGGCGAAGUAUCCCAGCCUGGGCCAGAAGCCUGGAGGCUCAGACUUCCUCAUGAAGAGGCUACAGAAAGGGCAAAAGUACUUCGACUCGGGCGACUACAACAUGGCCAAAGCCAAGAUGAAGAACAAGCAGCUUCCCGUGGCGGGGCCCGACAAGAACCUGGUGACCGGCGACCACAUUCCCACGCCACAAGACCUGCCCCAGAGGAAGUCCUCCUUGGUGACCAGCAAGCUAGCCGGCUAGCCUUCAUCGUCUCAGAAGCACCCUCACUCCCUGGGGCUCCCGGCAAACGUCCUCCCUCCUCCUCUUCCUCACCCUCCUCACCCAUGUUCCCAAUAUGUCCACCUUUAUCCCUCCCUUCUUCUUCUCCCUUCCCCCUUUUCAUCCCCCAGGCACCACUGGCUUUAACAUAUCGGGCAGAGUUGUAUAAGUUGAAACUCCAUUUGCUUGUAUGUGUGUGUGGGGCGGGGGGGGGUGGGAGGGAAGGAGGUUUUAAGCGACCCCCCCCUCUUCUACUGCGAGGUCGCCCGCCUUUUUCUGCCCUCUCACCACGCACAGCUCUGCCCCCCUCUGCGCACUCUGCUCUACCGCCUCCCCCUUAUGUCUUGGUUUUCGGUGUUUCCAAGAUGCAUCACAGUAGGUGUGUGUCAUCGGGCAAGGGUUGGACGGGGUGAGUUAAUGCACUUUGUAUUCUGUAUAGUAUGUUUGGUUUUUUUUUUGUUUUUUGGUUAUUUUUUUGCAUCCUGAAUGACACCAAACUAAUGUGUGUAUAAGGGAGUUAGGAACCAUGAUCGCAGCGACUUCUUCUGAUCUUUACGUUCCCUUAUCUACGCUGGUUGCAGGCUUCGUGGUGGGGGGGGGGUUGGGGGCGGGUUUUUGGAAAGAUGUAUGUGAAUAUUUGCUUGCAUACCAAAUCUGUGAUGGGCUGCUGCCUGACUUUUAAAGAAGUCUCUGGUGUUCACUGACACUGAGACAGCAUUUUGGGGAUUGGGAGGCUUCCUUUCAUCUCAUCCUUUCGUUUCACAUUUCGGCAAACAAAAACACGAGGUCAUCUGCUGCAGCUCAGCCAAACGGGGAUUUGAAAUGCCACUUCUUCUCUUUCUCUUUCUCUUUCUCUCUCUCUCUCUCUCUCUCUCUCUCUCUCUCUCUGCUCACGUUGCUUUAAUUCUUGACUCCCUUUGCUCCUGUUCUCUCUUAAUACGCUGCAUGAUUGUAACAUGUAACAAACAGAAAAAUGUUUUUUUUUUAAACAGGAGUGGGACGUCUGCUUUAGUGAUAGGAAGUGUCAAAACAAACACAUACACACACACGAAGCUCCGAAAUGUCGACAGUCACACUUCUUAUUUCCUUCCUUUUUUUCUCCCCUCUUUUUGCUAUCCUGACAAUCCAUGUACACACACUCCUGUUUGCAGCCCAGAGCAAGAGCCAGCUGAGUAUAUCCUUAUAUUCUUUUUAAAAGGCUGGGAAGUCUGCCAAUCUGUCUUCAGUCUUAGUUUGGUUGCCGUUGAGUUGCAUCAAGACGUGUGUUUACUAUGAAGCUAACAGAUUUGUGGGGUGGGGAGUGGGAGGUGGGAGGGGGGGUUGAAGCACCCUGCAAUAGAGUGUAUGCUUCUGUAAAUAAUACUCAAACAAGCACGUAAUUCCUGAUAAGCUCAGCGCUUUGAAGACCAGACCAGCUAGCAUGCCUGAGAGAAAUGGUAGUGCUCCAUCAACUCAUUUGGGAUUACACCGUGGGAUUUCUGGCAUGGAAAUUCUACGCUUUACCAAUCGAGCUAAAUUCACACUGCAGCUAUCAGGCUCAGACAGCGGAUACACAUGUCUUUCCAAUGUGACUGUUACCAUGUAAUCAUCUGGCUCGCAUUGUGAUCAGGUGAAGCAGCCAAGCCAGUCUGGCGCCAAUGUGUUUGUAUGUCAUGGAGAUACCAACAGUAAUGCGGUCGCCAUAGCACGGCUGCUUUAUCCCAUCACAUAAGUCACACCGAAAAGACAAAAGUAACCGUCGUCGUAGCCUUUUAUAGUUUUGUCCCACAAUAGCACGUGUGCAGUAAAAAAUUUUGUUUCUGAGAUAUUUGGGACCGACCAAAAGAAUGACUUGUUCAAGCUGCUUCUUACGGCAAAAAAAAAAAGGAUGUUAAUUUAGUCUUUUUUCUUGGGAGACUGUUUUCGUCAAGUUUUAACACUUUAAAAUGUUUCUCACAGUGAAACUAAGCAGGUUCCUUGAUGUUUGCCCACUUAGGCAACUCACAUUGUGAAACACUAACUCAAGUAAGGAAAUUAUACUGCUUUACAUCCCUUAAACCAUAUCUGGAGUAAAGGCCUACAUCUACCCUCAGUGCCCUGUAGAACAAUGUUUUUUUUUUUUCCCCGAACUGACACACUACACAGACUGAUCUUUGAUCUCAGGGGUGUCAGAGGGUAAACACCAGGCAACCUGAUAACCACAGGUGUCAGCCCAACUCCCAAGAUCGUCAUCACGGGCCUAAAGUGGGACACUGCGUGCCUGCAGGAUACACUCACUCCAACAACUUGGCAAAGCAGGGAGAGAUUUUAUAACACAUAUGAGGGCAAAGUGUGAGUGUGUGCUCUGCACUCGAGUCCCACCUGUUUAGGUGGUUCAACCUUUGAAAGAGGUCAAUGAGUUAUCAACAAGUCAGAUCUGUUGAUAACUCACGCAUGCAGUCCGCACACUCAUGAGUCUAAACUGGAUACCAGCGCUCACUGAGAAUCAGCCUCCUUGUAUAAAACUGCUUCAGGGAACCUUCACGAAUGCACACUCCACCACCACGUAGGCUAGGUGAUAGGGUGCAUGCACCAUCACAUACUCAACCUCACUCGUUUUUCAUUGAGACUUUAAAAUGUGUCAAAUUUGCAGUGGGUGAAAGAGAACUGACCUGUACGUAUGUGCUUGUUAUGGUGAUGUAUGAAUGCACUGCUUUUUCUCUGUUCCAGCCAUUGUAAAUAGACUUAAACAGGAAGGGAUUUCUGUGUUGUUUCCCACCUGCUUUCACUCUUUCAUAGCCUGAGCUAUUUCUGAGUCAAUGGUUCCUCUCUCCUUUUUGAGUUUAACACUACUUCUGCUGUAUCUUAGUGUAUUGCAGAGGCUAUGUGAAUCUGUAUCAUAUGAAAAUAUGUGUAAAUGCUGCUGAUUCAAAGACAAAUCUAAGAGAUGAUACCCUGUAAAGAACACCUGUCCUCUGAUUCUACCAGUCUUGACUUCCUUCUCCCCAAGUAUCUCCGUUUCAGAGUCCUAAAGCUCCUGUGGCAAAGACGAUCCAUUUUCAGACUGUGGUAAACUUAAAUGCUCAUGCAAAAUUCUACCGUUAAAUUGUGAGGGGUGCGUUGUUGAAUUGAAUCCAAUUUUUUUUGUUUUUUUGGUCUGGACAGAGAUUAAUAGAAAAGUCUGGAAGCCUUUAUAUCACUUUGAAUGCCAAGAACAGACCAUUUAGCCUCAUGUUGAGUUUAAAAGCCGACAGUCUCCAGCUUUAAGAUGUAAAAGAAAAAAAUAAAAGAUUUGGGUGAAUAAGCUACAACAUGUUUUAUGAAACAACAGUGGACAGGAGUUCUCGAAUGCUACUUGAUGUCUGGCUUUGCACGGAGCAGUUCAACGAGAGAAAAUAGGGUAUGUUUCAAACCCAAUACACAGGGUGUCUCUCGUUCAGCUAUGAUAAACACGUGCCAGAAUGUAUAAAGAAAUGACAGGCUGUGUGCUCUGAAGUACUUUUGUGCUGCUUUUACCUUAUCUGUUUUCUUGUUGUUUUGCAAGUAAAUGUUUCUCUUUUUUUUUUUUUUUCUUGUGUUCUCUUAUUUCAUGAUUAGUAUAUAUUUCAUUCUUGGCCCAAGAUAACUGCAGGGAAAAUCAGAGGCACCCUUGCUUCCAAGAAAAAUAAAUAAAUAAAAAAGGGUUUACAUGAUAAAGAGGAUGACUGGAGAACACAGGAAUGAUUUUAAGAUUUCAGAAAGUACAGGAGAAUGUUUCAGUUCUGUGGGAGUAGGUGAGAGGAUUUUUGUCAGUAUUUGAAAUAAACUUUUACAUUAAUAAGA